Hyalella azteca is the source of this 2470-nucleotide messenger RNA. RefSeq names its product zinc finger Ran-binding domain-containing protein 2. The transcript has 10 exons. Gene Ontology annotation, biological process: RNA processing. Gene Ontology annotation, molecular function: RNA binding; lipopolysaccharide binding. The coding region runs from base 157 to 1071 and encodes 304 amino acids. Lineage: Eukaryota; Metazoa; Arthropoda; Malacostraca; Amphipoda; Hyalellidae. The record is from RefSeq and is a predicted model, not a curated record.
CUGUCCUGAUUGUUUAUAAGUAAGUUUUUUUUUCAGGGUUCCAUGGUAUAUUAUUUUUGAAUAAGUGGCUGUAUUGUGGUGACUCGUGUGUUGUUGAUGCAUGGUUAUAGUCUUUGAGGAAUUAUAUUUAUAAUUUUUGUGUAACGUGAGUUAUCAAUGGCAAGCAAAUCUCAUGCCACUGGCAGCAAUCGAGGCACUGAAGCUGACUGGCUUUGUCCUGAUCCAAAGUGUGGAAACCUUAAUUUUGCCCGUCGCUCCCACUGCAACCGCUGUGGCAAAGCUCAAGUCAUGUCUGCAUCAGAGAAAAGGAAACUUUUGGGCACAGAAAUUGGCAAAGCUGCAGCUGAAAAAUCUCAUGGUCUCUUCAGUGCUGAUGACUGGCAAUGCAACAAAUGCGGUAACGUGAACUGGGCACGUCGAGGCACGUGCAACUUAUGCAACGCGCCGAAGGUUGGCGAAGUGGAGGAGCGCACGGGCUACGGGGGCGGCUUCAACGAGCGCACGGGCGUCGAGUACGUCGAGCGGGAGGAGAGCGAUGACGAGUUCGAUGCUUUUGGCCGCAGGAAGAAGAAACUCAAGGGCUCGGAUAAUAAAAACAAGAGCACGUCUGCGACACGUCAGUCGCCUGAGCGCAGCAAGCAAUCAGAGAGUGACGAAGAGGACGAGGAUGACGACGAUGGUGGUGACCUCUCGAAGUACGCGCUUCUGAGCGACGAUGAGGGCGAUGACGUCAAAGACAAGAGAGACGAGGAAAGCAAGACCGUGAAUGGCACCUCCUCGCGUCCUCAGUCGUGCAACGAAAGGUCAUCCAACACGAGCAGGCAGCGCCGAAGCUCGAGCAGCGACAGUGAGAGGUCAUGGUCUCGCGACCGUCAUCGCUCAGGCUCGUCUCGGUCGUACUCACGAGACGACAGGAGCAAGUCUCGGGACAGUCGCCGGAAGUCUCCCUCUUCGUCUCGCCGCCGGUCGAGGUCAAGGUCGCGCAGCAGCGGCACGGGCCGGGACAGGAGGCGCAGCGACUACUCCAGGUCCCGGUCGAGGUCACCAUCUCGGCGCUACAGCAGAAAGUAAGAUGCCAGCGACGGGAGAUACGACAUUGGAUCACCGUAUCCCGUGCGUAGAUUGAAGUCCUAACAUCAUGUCAGUCGUUUUCAUUGAUUGGAAAAUGUUCUUGUUGCAUCUUAUAAGUGUACAAAAAAUUAAGUACAGCUCCAAAAAUUCAUUGCUUUCUAUGGCAGUACUGAUCUGAUAAGUUGUUACACGUUGCUGCCAAUCUGUAGAUGACAAAUCAUUGACGGAAAGAUGUUGCUCUUACAUGCAAAUCCUAUAUCCAGCGCAUUCCUGGCAGAGAUUAAGCGGUGACUUGGAUAAAUUCCAUAAUAAUUAUCAACCGGCAGGCUAAGAAUAAUUAUUAACUAGCAGGCUAAGAGACGUAAAUUAGCCUUGGUCAUGUUUUUAUGUUUAGCGCAAAUAUUUAAUCUCCUCGUAUUUCACGAAAAAACUUUAUUAUAAAGUAAUUAAAUGAUAUCUUAAUUCUGUUACAGCACUUGCGUUUAUUUUAUUUAACUUGCAUUUUCCAUCAAAGUUCAAUGGUUUUAAUUUCAGUCAUCACUUUUUCCGCGCACUCAUCAUUAACAAUUUUCACGUAUCUAUUAAACUGCAUCGCGCUUAUAAUUUUAGUCAUCUUCUCUAAUUAUUUAAGAUAAUUCUAACGCAUGUAGCGGGCAUUAGACGUACUAAAACUAUUACCCCAGUAACUUUCAUUGCACAAGUCGUUUACUUCUCAGCACCUUAGACGAUCCGUGUUCCGAUUAGGAGGCGAGUUAAUUUAUAGAAGAAUAAAAAAUUGAACUGUCCAAAUCACGAAUGCAACCACGAAAUGGUUAGAACUACGGUAUGAAAUGCAGUCGCUCACUAACGUGAAAGACUAGUAUUGUUGCGCAAAAAAUUGAUAGCGUAUGUCUACGGGUUGGACGUCCAUAAUUUUCGUUGAAAGUAAUUUAUUUUCGAACGCUCCAGAGUUGCUUUUCAUUGAUGAUAUGAUGAAAAAGAGUUGAAUUUUAUUUUGUUAGUCUUAUUGACGCAUAUGUGCACCCCAGUUUAUGACUUCGCUCUGGGACUCGAUAAUGAUAUUCAAUAUCAGGGAGUUAAUAACGUAUUGCAAUUUUACCGUUUCACUAGCUCGUCAGAUGCAUAACGUAUCUUAAUUAGCAAUUGAUCCAUUGAGUCUGCUUCAAUUGAGUAAAUACUAUAUUAUGCUUAUAGAGAACAACAAGGUAAAUGGAACACAAUGAGUGACUCCGGAAUAUUCGAUGGUGAUUGAAAUUAUUGAGCAAGACCUGGACAUGUUCCGUGUUACUGAGUCUAAACUGGCGCUCGUUCUCAUAGGAAUCAAUAAUAAUGUUAGAGCUAGAAUAUUACAGCACAAUGUACAUGCGCUCAUCAAACCAUGAUUAAAAAUGCUAACGAA